CUACGUUUCUAAAUAUUUUAUAAAUGUCCUCCGUAGAACUUUCAAAAAUAAGAGGUAUUUGUGUCCUUCUGUGCGAUUGUAUCAGCUAUUGCGUGUGUUCUCCCCAUUGUCCUUAUAUUCCUGUGUCAGCAUUUUAAAAACCAACUGGGGUAAAGGAAACUGACUAGGGUAGAAUGAUCCCCUUAUGAAUUGGGAGUCUUGCUAAAGGACACUGGACAAGUGAGGAUUUCCUAUUUUCUGUAUCAGUUACUGGGAUGUUUCUCCACCUUACACACACAUUAGGUUGAACUGUAUGUCAAUCUCCAUCAACAAAAACAAGUGUUCAGAUACAGUGUUUGAAUAGUCUUCUCAACAACCAUUGAGUGAAAGAAAUUUUGGUUAUCCUUGGGCUCCCAUUUUUGGUUUAGCCUGGUGACAGGUACCAUGUCGUAAUGCUCAUUUGUCAGCUUUGCAGUGAAUGUCCAUGUCUGGGCAAUACUACACCAAAGUGCAUAUUUACACAGUUCUUAAUAUCAUUUGGCAUGUAGGAGUCCAGCAUUGAAGCAAGCAUCUCAGACAGUAGUACUUGAUGUUGUAAGCUUAAAGGACACCAGAAACCUUUUUCAAAGAAAAACCCACAAUUUCACUAGAAGAAUGAGGAUUUAGCCCAUCUAUCUAUGUUUCCCUAUACCUUUUGCUAAUAACAGUUCCCAAUUUAUGAGAGAGAAAGCAUGUUGAGGCUUGGGAUCUGGUGGCAUGGAUUACUCUGUUAAUAAAAAAAAGAUAGGAAGGAUAUGGGGGAAGGAGAUAAAAGACCUCUUACUAGGUUGUGAGUAAAACCUGUGAAAGGAGGGAGACAAAGUCUUGAAUAGUUUCCUUUACCGAUGGUCAUUUCUUUAUAUUCAAAGAGGGAAUUCAUCAUCUGCAUAGCCUCGUACUCCUCCCCCCCCCACCCCAGUCCCACUCUAGAAGGGACACUGUUUUGGAAAUCUCACCUAAUAAGAAGGUCACUCCACAUGACAGUUGAUGGAUGGGAGGGAAUCCCUUACCCCUUUCUCCUUUUCUUCUAGCUGAGGCUAUUGUUAUACAUAUAUAAUCCACAGGUAGAAACCACUCUUAAGGGCUUCAGUCAGCAAGUAAGUAGUGAAAUAGUUACUACAAAUCCUUACAAGCAAAAGAUACUGUACUAGUAAAAAGGAUGAUUAUUUAGAAAUGUCUUCAUUAUCUUCUCAAAAACAAGGUUUACAGUAAAGCAAGUUUCCUUGAUAGAGGAUGGCAAAAGACCUAUACAUACAGAGAACAAAUUGAGGGUUGCCAGAGGGCACGGCGGGUGAGGGGGUGCAAAAUGGGUGAGGGGGAGAUACAGGCCUCCAGUUAUAGAAUGAGUAAAUCAUGAGAAUAGAAGGCACAGCAUAAAGAAUACCAUCAGGGAUACUAUAAUAACGAUGUAACAGGACACAUGGUAGCUACAGUUGUGGUAAACAUAGCAUAAUGUAUCAACUUGACAAAUCACUGAGUUGUACACCUGAGAUGUAACGUGUAUCGACUAUACUUAAAAAAAAAAAAAAAAAAAAAAGAUGGGGGGCGGGGGGGAGGAUGUAUUUUACAGGUACCCUGGGAGCUGUUGAGGGAUCAGCCAGAGGGGUAAGAAGUCAUGAUUCAGGAAAAUCAGAGUGAGUUGAAAAUAAAGCAACAAGGAAGUUAGGUUUGAAAAUUCAAAUUUUGUUGAAUUCUAAAGAUAAAGGUAUUUCUUAUGUUCUGUAGAAAGCUGGGGUGUGUGUUUCAGCAAUGGAGAAAGUUGUGUGGUAAACGUGUCUCUGUGUAAUACACACAGCUUCUGAAAGUGAGACUGUCAGUCUAUACUUUAUAUGUAUUUACACCUGUGACUCAAGAUGGUUUAGAAGGCAUGUGCCUUGGGGAAGUAUAUAUAUAUGGAUAUAUAUAUUGUGGUAACAGGACUUGUUCUUCACUUUAGACUUCAUUGGAGGGUUUUAACAUAUUUUCGAAUGUUUUCAUCUAAACAGUAGCUCCCAAGAUGGCUGGCUGCCUAUUCUGGGUUUGCCUUAAGGCCAUCAUUUCAAACAAACAUUUUCACUGCUGUCAGAGCUCUGCAGUAUUCCCAUUUUCAAAGCCUCUUCUAUUAUAGUAAAUCAUACCCCUGCGGGUUCUAAAGAUACUAAAAAUACUUUUCUCUUGUUCUCUUUUACUUUAAGGUCCUUAGGGACCUUAUUUUCUUCAACUUCUUUUAUCUGGGGAAAAAAAACAACACUUCUUACAUCAGUUCCCUAGGCAUGUUGGAGGACUCUUUUAUAUACUUUACUGAAAUAUCAUUUUUAAAAUGACACUUCCCAAGGACCAGUUUUUCCAUUUGUGUUUACGUCUGCAUCAUAUGAAAUUUCAAAUCGAUCAGGUGACCUUUUUUUUAAAUAAAAAUUUAAAAACUCAUCUAACACAAGUUUAGAACAUACAUCCUUUUUAAAUCUCUGUGUUCUGAAUAUUUAAGAGCAACCCCCCCCCCCAUAAGCCAAGGGGUGUGUGUGUUUAAUGGAAUACUAAAACAAACGCCGCCUCAGUUUCUUUUAAAACCUCAAGGCAAACACGUGGUUAUGGGUCUGACAUUGCUGGUCUGCUGGCCUUUUGUGACUAGAUAUUGCCCAGCAGAGUGAAAAUUGCUUGUCACUCUCUGAUGGGCUUGAUCUGGCUUCUUGCCUAGAGAUAGAAAAUCAGGCCUUCCAGGAACAUUGGUAAAUUUUAUCUACAUUUAUAUUGCCUUUUCUGUUUCUACACAAUAGUUGCGGUUCAAUGAAACAAGUUCCUGUCAAUAACAAAGAGUUGAUUUCUUAUCCUAAUAACUUAGGUAUGACUUCCUGAUACUGUUCAAAAUAGGAAAAGAAAAAUCCUUUUAUUUGUUUUGUCAACAGAAUAUUAUUAUUUAAUAUUAUUAAGGAGCAAGGGUGGGAGUUUUUAAAAUUAGGUAACUUUGGGACCCUUUCAGCCUUGUCAUUGUCUCACAGAUCCUCUUCUAAGUAAUUUUAAAACAAAGUUUGAAGCAACUGCCCUUUGUAAGAACAUUACAAACCAUGCUUACAUGGCACACAGCUGGGCUUACUGCUCAUGGUCGUUACUCGUGGGUCUUCUCCAGCCUCUCUGAAGGAGCAAGGCUAAAAUCACUUCCCUCCACCCUCCUUUGUUUUAUGUACAUAUUGUAGCUGAUCUCCAGAAUUUUUGACCAUACUUUAUCUAUAAAUAUAAAAUUGAAGUUCUUGAGAAUUAACCGUUUAAGUUAAAAUAAUUAGGAAGAGCUUGCCCCAGGUUGACUAAUUUAUAGUUUUUCUUUGUAUUACCAGUUUUUUUCCUCCAGUUUUUCUAUUGAAAAGUAUUCCUGAACCCAUAAAGACUUGUUAAGAUAUCAUUCUAGAAUCCCCACUAUUUAUUAUAGUUGUUAUAGUAACAGUGGAACCCAAGUUUUUUUUCAGAGCAUUAUUCAGUUUUUCAUAUGUAGGCAGAAAUGAUUUCAGGGGAAAGGUGAACCCAAAGCCCCAGUUGUGGGCAUGAGGCUCCAAUUUCCUAAAUCAUUUGUGGUUAUAAUGAUGGAUAGAUACCACCUUGUCUGGCACCUGGUCCACAGCUUUCCUGAAGUCUGCUAUAAGAGGGAGUAAAGGGCAGCCUGGGGGCCCCCAACAAGAGCUGGAGGCCUUGGAGCUGGAGGAGGGUCUGGAUGACCUGGAGGGUAGUUCCAAAGCAGUGUUGCCACAGCCCCUCUUCGGCACUGCUGUGAUCAAAUGCUCAUAGGAAAGCCUGAAGAGAGAGCAGAUGUGUAUGUAGGGGAAGAAAGCUGUGUAGUCGAAAAACAGGGUUGUUAUUCUUGAGUUGUACAGAGAAUUGCGUUAACAGUAAAGCUUUGUGCCAUUGACAGGGUGUGAAAGAGGUAACCUGUGUUACUCUGAGACUUGUGACCUGCCCUGCCUAUGUCUAGCCAGCCAGAGUGAAUGGGGCCAGGGUUAGCUGCCUUCAUCUAUGCAGUCACAAAGGUAAAGGUUACACUGGAGAGGAUAUUCCCUCCUGGGAGGCCUUGGCCUCAUGCCCCAGCAACCUUGGCCAGACUGGCUAAAUAACACCUUUGUCUGAGACAGGGUUAUGCAUGUUCUCCUCUUCUACACCCUCAUGACAAGUCAAGGUGGCUUAAGAUCAAGAAGCAAGGACAUGGAUGUGGACUGUCCCUCUGAGCAGCUCUAAAGUAGGGCCAUGCACAUUGCCUUCCUGUCAGAGCCCUAGAGAAUAAGAGACGCUCGCUGCUGGUGAGAGAGGGUAUGGCCAGGAUUCCUGGAAUUGGAAGAUCUUCAGCUUCACCAUCUUUGGAGAACAAGGAAGAACAUGAAUGAGAUGUGGCCCUUCUUAGUCGCAAGGAUUCUGACAGAGGGCACACAGAGGAGCAGCUGGCACACCAGGAGCCCUCCAACCUUGAUCCAAGCAUGCAGGCUCCACCCUGCAGCCUCCCCGCUGGGCUCAGCCUGGACGACUUCAUCCCUGGCAAUCUCCGGGCUCACAUAGGGUCAUCCUCUCAGGGGGUAUGGGUGCCUGUGAUCCGGAAUGGUGGCUCCAACACCCUUAAUUUCCAGUUUCAUGACCCUGCUCCCAGGACCGUGUGCAAUGGGUACUCACCUUCCAGGAGAGAUGCUUCCCGGCACCCAGACCCUGCCUGGUAUCAGACCUGGCCAGGUCCUGGGAGCCAGCCCCCUGGGAGCCAGAAGACCCCUGCCUCCCAGCACCCCCACAACUGGUCAGCCACAUGGACCAAGGACAACAAGCGUCGGGACAAGCGCUGGAUCAAGUAUGAAGGAAUCGGGCCUGUGGAUGAGAGCGGCAUGCCUAUUGCCCCCCGAUCUAGUGUUGACAGCCCCAGGGACUGGUACCGAAGAAUGUUCCAGCAGAUUCACCGGAAAAUGCCAGACCUGCAGCUGGACUGGACCUUUGAGGAAUCACCCAAAGUGGCUUCCUCCUGUGCGGCCUCUGCAGACUCAAGGCAUCCAGCGCCCCAGCAAAGACCGGCUGCCAGGCCAGGCCAGGCCUCUUCUCUGAGUGGAAGAAGUUGGGACCCCUUUGAAGAGUCUUCUAGAAGCACCUUCAACUGUAAUCCUGGAGCAUCCUCCCUACACCAGACCCCACAUCAGGUGCUCAGACGCCAAGAGAAAGUGGAAAAUGUCUGGACGGAAGAUUCUUGGAACCAAUUUCUGCAAGAACUAGAGAGUGGGCAGAAGCCCAAGAAACCGCUAGUGGAUGACCCUGUUGAGAAGCCCUCCCAGCCCAUUGAGGUCCUGCUGGAGAGAGAGCUGGCCAAGCUGAGCGCGGAGCUGGACAAGGACCUUCGGUCAAUUGAGACCCGGCAGCCAUCCCCCAAGAGUUCCCAAGUGCCCCGACGGUGCCGGGAGCCGCGGCCUCCAGCGCGCCCGGCCUCCGCCUGGAGCUCCAGUUACCCGAAUGCACUUUACCAGGGUUCCUCCCGGCCCCUGAGCCACCACAGAAUGGCGGAUGGAACAAGCCCCUUCCUAGGUCGCAGGGACUUUGUCUACCCUACCUCGGCCCGGGACCCUAGUGCCUCUGAACGAGGGGGCAGCCCAGCCAGGAAGGAAGAGAAGAAGAGGAAGGCCGCCAGACUCAAGUUUGACUUCCAGGCACAGUCCCCCAAGGAGCUGACUCUGAAGAAGGGUGACAUUGUCUACAUCCACAAGGAGGUGGACAAGAACUGGCUGGAAGGGGAGCACCAUGGUAGACUGGGCAUCUUCCCUGCCAAUUAUGUGGACGUGCUGCCUGCAGAUGAGAUCCCUAAGCCCAUCAAGCCUCCAACCUACCAGGUGCUGGAGUAUGGAGAAGCAGUGGCCCAGUACACUUUCAAGGGGGAUCUGGAGGUGGAGCUGUCCUUCCGCAAGGGGGAGCGCAUCUGCCUGAUCCGCAAGGUUAAUGAGAACUGGUACGAGGGGCGCAUCUCCGGCACAGCGCGCCAGGGCAUCUUCCCUGCCAGCUACGUGCAGGUGUGCCGUGAUCCCCGGGUCCGGAUCUGUGACGAUGGCCCCCAGCUCCCUGCAUCUCCCCGUCUGACCACUGCCCGUCUGGCCCGGCACUCCAGCUCCCCAUUAGCACCACACAGCCCAGUCGAUCCUGACUGGGGGAGCCAGACCUCCCCCCGCCGUACUGGCUUCUCCUUCCCCACCCAGGAGCCCAGAGCCCAGGGCCAGGGUUUAGGCACCCCUGGGUCAGCUCUGUCCCAUCCUGGAGGCUCCAGCCAUCCCGUGGACCUGGGGACCUCCCCCAACACCACUCAGAUACACUGGACCCCGUAUCGGGCGAUGUACCAGUACCGGCCCCAGAAUGAGGAUGAGCUGGAGCUGCGGGAGGGGGAUCGGGUGGACGUCAUGCAGCAGUGUGAUGAUGGCUGGUUUGUGGGUGUCUCCCGGAGGACCCAGAAAUUUGGGACAUUCCCUGGAAAUUAUGUAGCUCCGGUUUGAGUGGUGGUCUCCGUGGCAACUCAGAGCCAAGCCAGGAUGGGGUGGGGAGCGGUAGCACUUACAGGAGGGAGAAAAGAUCCCCCCUCCCUCCCUUCCCCAAGACCUGAGCUGCUGGCAUCUGCAGACAACUCCAGCAGCCAUUCUUUGGAGCCCCCUCGAAGCCCCCUGGACUGCUUCCCACCCACAACUCACAAACAUUCCUCCAACAGCCUUUUUAUUUCCUCCCCUACCACACUCCCCAAAUAUAGAGGUCUGCUUUGAAGUGGAGACUGUUUCCAGGCCUUAUUGAGACCAGACCCUGGAGCCCCCCACCCCGCCCUGCUAUGGCAUUUCCUCUAACAGGGACCAGCUCCCAGCUUCACCCCCAUGGGGUUCUUCUAACAAGGACCAGCUUCCUAACCUAACAGAGACCAAAGGCCGCCUCUGCCUGGAGGAGAUUCCUCCUCUUUCAGUCCAGCUUACCUGCUGCCCCCUUUGCCUUCCUGCCUCCAGCUGGGAUUGGGAGUGAGGUGGGAGAGGGACACAGCACCUCCUUAGUGCCCAAGGCCUGGUAAGAGGUCUUGCCUGAAGGCACCCUCUUCCCAAAGGCUGCCAAGCCCUGGGCUUGGGCUGUGUGGGCCAUCCUGCUGCUGUAGUGCCCAGGAAGGGCUGGGCCUCAGAGGACUGGCCUAUUCCAGGUGUUUUCCCAGAAGACUGAUGUGUGCUGCCCUCCAGCCUCCCCAGCUCCUCCAACCCCCAAGUCCCCUCUGAAAGAGAAUGUCAAAUAAAUCUGGAUACCAGGGA
Molecule: messenger RNA, 7265 nt
Organism: Neofelis nebulosa (Clouded leopard)
Lineage: Eukaryota; Metazoa; Chordata; Mammalia; Carnivora; Felidae
Gene: SORBS3
Product: sorbin and SH3 domain containing 3
Exons: 22
Coding region: 4452-6482 (676 amino acids)
Molecular function (GO): protein binding
Source: RefSeq, a predicted model, not a curated record